Molecule: messenger RNA, 6220 nt
Organism: Scophthalmus maximus (turbot)
Lineage: Eukaryota; Metazoa; Chordata; Actinopteri; Pleuronectiformes; Scophthalmidae
Gene: ltn1
Product: listerin E3 ubiquitin protein ligase 1
Exons: 32
Coding region: 136-5442 (1768 amino acids)
Biological process (GO): rescue of stalled cytosolic ribosome; ribosome-associated ubiquitin-dependent protein catabolic process
Cellular component (GO): cytosol; RQC complex
Molecular function (GO): zinc ion binding; ribosomal large subunit binding; ubiquitin protein ligase activity
Source: RefSeq, a predicted model, not a curated record
GUCAGUUCCGUGGCACGAGCACGAGCAGUGGCUUUCUCUUGAGUCGUUUACUUUGGUGUUUUAAUGCUGUCAACCCCGAAAACAACGGAGUUCCCACAAUAAACGGAUCGUUUUAAGAGAGAGAGAGACGAACCCAUGGGGGGUAAGAACAAGCAGAGAACGAAGGGAAAUGUCCGGCCCUCGAGUAGCGGCCGAGCGGCCGAGGCACUGGCCCGGGAGGGAGGAGUCAUCCCGGGGUUCGUGGGGUUCGAUACAGCGGCGACCUCGGAGCUGAGCUACGUCCCCGCUGUCCACGGCGCGGAGGAGAUAGACAACCUGGUGGACGCUGACUUCCGCCUGGUGCUCAGGAAACUCUCCAAGAGGGAUGGCGUCACCAGACUCAAGGCUGUGCAGGACUUUGGGUCCAUGUGUCAGGAGCGGGAUGCUGAAGAGGUCAAAGGGGUCCUGCCAUACUGGUCAAGGAUUUACUGCCGGAUAUCAGUGGAUCAUGACCGCCGGAUCAGGGAGGCCACACAGCAGGCGUUUGAGCAGCUGGUGCUGAAAGUGCGUCGCAGCUUGGCCCCCUUCCUGAAGAGCUUGAUGGGCCACUGGAUUCUGUCCCAGUGUGACACUUACACACCUGCAGCCUCUGCGGCCUGCCAGGCCUUCCAGGCUGCUUUCUCACCUGCUAAACAACCUGAGGCGCUCAGCUUCUGCAAGGAUGAGAUCCUUAAUGUACUUCAAGAUAUUUUGCUGAAGGAAACGGCUGACACACUGAGCGACCCACAAAGUGUGACAGAGGAGGAGAGGGAAGCCAAGUAUUUGCGCAUGCUGACCAGUUCUCUACUGGGAGUGAAGAGACUGCUCUCUCUGCUCGUUCAGAGUGACAGGGAGGCCCUGGAGCCAAGACUGGCACUUCUCGUGAACUCUGGGAAGUUCUGGAAGUACAGCAAACACAAGACACCACAGAUUCGAGGGGCAUUUUUCGAGAUGGUGUGCUCCCUGUGUGAGUUCACUCCAGCACUGGUCCAGGCUGAAGCAGCACGACUCUGCCCUGCCGUCCUCCUCAGCAUCGAUGACACGGAUCCUGUGGUGCUGCCUCCUGUGUGGGAAGCUGUUCUUCAUGUUGUCUCCAAAGUCCCUGAUUGCUGGACACAUGUGAACGCGAAGAAGGGCUUCCUACCUAAACUUAUGACAUUACUAAAAGAGGGUGGGAAAGGCAUGGCUAAAGCUCUGCACCCUAAUCUUAUGCCGCUCCUCAGCAAACUGACCCAGCAGGUCACCGAUCCAGCCUUGGACUUCUACACCACCUUCUUCACUUCCCUCACACAAGGCAUCUCUAGUGAGCGUGCAGCGACAAGUCCAUCGGAAAGUGCAGUCAUAGUGACUUCUGUUGUUGAGUGCUUGAGGUACUGCGUAUUCCAAAAUACAGAAAAAGAAGAGGAGCAGAGAAAAAUAAGGACCAUGCUUAUUUCACAGCAGCUUCUACCUCUACUUGAAAAGGCUCUCGGAACCCCCUCCCUUCAGAAUGGUCCUCUCUUCCUUUUGGUCACUGAAAUGCUUGUUUCCUGGGAGAAGAGGGCAGGUUUACUAAGUGAAGGCGAAACGGAUGAAGGCAAGGAUGCGUUUCAAGGGCUUCUGGCAGACUUCUGGGAGGAGCUUGGUCUUUUAUUUGUGCGUCAUGUUGACAAUGAGGAAGCGGAUCCACAGGCAUUGGAAGGGGUAGCCACCUUGCUACAGGUGAUGCGCUUCCCUGAGAAAAUAAACAGAAAGCACAUCCAGAAGAAAAAAUCUGUCAAGAUCUGUUUCUCUAAGCCAGAGGACAAUGAGAAACCCGGAGUGGAGGGGGAUGAUGUUGAGAAGCCUGUGCAGGCGGUGUCAGAGCCUGUGAACGAGAAGGCAUUCGGAUCCCAACAGACCCAGCGUUUUGAAGAUGUAGUGUGCCAGCUGGCACAACUGUGUCUGGUGCAUGUGAAUGAGAAAAACUCAGAGAGGCAUCUUGUUUUCCUCUCCCUUCUGCUGCGGUCCUUCCACACACCAAGGAUCUUCAGUACAUUGAUGGAAUUGGAUGAUAAGACAACAAAGGACGGUGAGCGGAGAGACGAACUGAACGUAAAAAAUCCAGCAGUGCAGUUCCUCCUGGAGCGGGUGGUGGUGUGGCUCACUGAGACAGGGCGCAGAGACACCGGGCACCUGGUGGAGAUGGUCUUCAGCUCACUCUACUGUUGCAGCCGGCUGGAUACCACACGUAUCCUCGACCACAUCACCAUGAUGAAUCUGCAGUCGAGCAUUAUCCUGCAAAUUAUACAGAGGGCUUGUGCAGAUCCUGAGACACUUCAGAGCUGUCGUGAUUGGCUGAAAGGUUCGGUUCUGGGCGAGCAGCUCCUGGGAUUGACUGAGGAGCUGUGCAAUGUAGGAUGCAGCUCUCCCAGUUCUAUUACUAGCAGCCACAGUUGGACGCUCAUCAGCCUGGUCCUCUCUCAACACCAUAACAAUGAGCCACUGAUAGGGGAGGUGUACAUGGAGAAGAUCUUGGAGAAGCUCCACGCCACUCUGUCCGAGACCAAGAGCCUGUCGGAUGCAGGCAACAUGGAGCCGCUCAUCUCCUUCAUCUGUGACGUAGCCUCCACUUUCUUCUCAUCUGUACAAGACUGUCUUCUGCUACUCUCUGCUGAGGAACUCCUGCUCAGCGUCUUCCAACUCACCGCCCAAGAUCAAACGCACACUAAACUGUCCGCCUCACUUUUAGAUAAGCUGAGGAGAGUAAGUGCAAGUGGGGUCCAGUCAUUGGUGCAACACUCUGAAUAUGAGGUCAAGGAGGGCGGUUUCCUGCACAGUGCGGCCGUUUGGGUGAGAAACCAACUCCUCAACGUUUCUCUGGACAUUGGAAGUUUACAGGUUCUAGUUCUGGCUGUAGAGAGCCUGGUGGAGACGAUCAUCGCUGUCUGCGAACAAGACUACUCACUCCUCAUCCAGUUCUUUACCCUUUUGAUGCCUAGCCAGAUAGAAUGGACACGAAUAAGACAGGCCUUACCGCCUCAGUGGAUCAAAACACCCUUACUGUCCAGCCGUCACAGAGGAGUUUGUGAAAAUGCCUCAAUGGACGUCUGGAAGAUUCGGGGGCUAAAUGGUUUGCCAGCCCACCUUUGUGCCUGUGCCCUGUUAGGGAAGGUGGCAAGCAAUGUUGCAGCCGUCACUGGCGACCAAAAAGAGGCACAAUGUCCUUCACACCUGCCACACCUUAAGAACACGGUUUCCGAACUGCUGUAUGCACUGCAGUGGUGUAAGGAGGUAGAGUACAGCCCCACUGUAGUGUCUGCCUACCACAGACUGCUGACUGACUGGGGCCUGUUGGAGGGACUUGACAGCCUGGUUCUAACGUCAAGCCUGUUGGAGACACUCUACUCAAGGUCAGUGGAGGAUGGAGGGUUAUGGUCUCUGACUCUAGAAAACUACAUCAGCACCAACAACUUUGCAACCACUCGCAGCGCAACCGUGAGGAAGCUUUAUGGCAGCGUAGAAAGUUUGUUCCCAGCGACUCAAAGCAAACUAAGCACGCUACAGGUCCUCUGCCCCUCUAUGAGCAAAGAAGACCGACAGACUCUCGUAGCCCUCGCCACUGCUGCAAUCAUCAACUGGCAAGAGGAUGAAAAUGUGUUCGGGUGUCUGGUGGUGCUGCUGUGCUGUCUAAAGGCCAACACAGAAAUAGAGGAGGAGGUUUUGCAGGCCAUCCUGGCCACGAUGAUGGAGUGGAGAAACAGCAAGGACGACUGGUUCCUCUUCAGCAGUGACCUGUCUAAAGCAACCACAGAACAGUUGAACCUCACUGUGGAAAUAAUGCGUUUCCUGUCCUGGCUGGUGGCUCAUUGUCCGAUGGUUCUUGGAAGCAGCCAGUGGGACUUCUUGCUCUGCUCUAUGUUAGCCUGGUUGGAGACCGCCAGCGAGAAUGUGAGCAGUCUUUGGAACCCAUGGGUGCAGCUGUUCGCCUGCGAGAUUGCUGCACUAAUAGUGAAGCUGAACCAGUUCUUCGCGUCAUCCUCGCCUGACAUUCUGGAGACGCUGCCGUCACAGCUGGCGGGCGAAUGGAAAGACUUCUUUGUAGAGGGAAUCUACAACCUGCUGUUGCCUCUGCCUAUCAAUAUCACAGAUGCCUUUACGGAACCGGAUGACCCUGUGUUCCCGUCAGUGGUGCUGCAGUCAGUUGGCAUGGCUUUGACAUAUGUGCCUGUGCAGAAGCUGAAUCAGAACUCCCUUCCACCUCAGUUCAUAGCCGACCAGAAGACGAACCUGCCUGAGCCCCUCCAGACGCUCCUCAACACCUUCUGUCCCCUGUUGCUGUUUAAGGCCAGACCUCUGCAGAUCACCAUCUACCACCUUUUGGAAAAGGUCAUGCCUCAGCUGCCUGAGUGUGACGGAGAAGGAGACAAUAACAAGUCUGAUGAUGAUAGAGAUGAGCCAUGUCUUUCUCCUCCAGCUUCUCUGAUGGCCAUCCUGUCGACCUGCGAGGAGCUGUGCGAGAGCAUCCUGGCGGGGGUUCAAGUCGGAGAGUUCGCAGUGGUCCAGCCUCUCAGCGUCGAGCACUCCUGCAUUCUGGGCUACCUGCUGGCCUGGAAGCUGCUCCUCACUUUUUUCAAAUCCUCACCCUCUCAUCUGCGUGCCCAUUAUGCCCAGUACCUGAAGAGGAGCUGCUCCCUAAACAAGCUUCUCCUUCACCUCUUCAAACUAAUGCCUGAGAACCCCGUCUACCCAGGCCAGGGGGCCGAGACGAGGGACACCAAAACCUUCUUUACAGAGAACCUGUCUCUGGCUGUAGACAAAAGUGACGGUGUCGAAUGGGAGCUCCCUCACUUGGCCUGCAGCGUGUACUACAGCACGGUGCAGGACCUGCCCGCCAUGGUGCGGCUGUGGUGGAACAGCCAGGAGAAGAGAGUGUGCGCAGCAGCGGAAAAGUUCACCAUUAAAUAUGUCAGUCCCGUUCUCUCCGCGCAGGAGAUCUCGUCCGUCCAUUCCAGCACUCAGAUGUUCGACAGCAUGACUGUCAAGGCCCGCUCGGCAGCACGGGAGGUGAUCGCUACCUACUCUGUUGAUGACAUCUUCAUUGAGUUGGUGAUUCAGCUCCCACAGAACUACCCUCUGGGCUCCAUCACUGUGGAGAGUGGGAGGCGCGUUGGUGUUGCCGUACAGCAGUGGAGGAACUGGAUGCUGCAGCUGAGCACCUACCUCACGCAUCAGAAUGGCAGUAUAAUGGAGGGCCUGGCCCUCUGGAAGAACAACGUGGAUAAACGUUUUGAGGGAAUAGAGGAUUGCAUGAUCUGCUUCUCUGUUAUCCACGGCUCCAACUACUCGCUGCCCAAGAAGGCUUGUCGAACCUGCAAAAAGAAAUUCCACUCGGCUUGUUUGUACAAAUGGUUCACUUCCAGCAACAAGUCCACCUGUCCACUGUGCAGAGAAACUUUCUUCUAACACCGGCCGUUGACAUUUGUCUGUCCACCAGGACUGGUGCAGAGAAUUGCUAAGAAACUCAUCUAUAUUAAAGUCUGAUUUAUUACAUCACAAUAUGGGCAGAAGUUCCCUCUCGGAGGCUUUACCUGACUGACACGACAGGUGUUAAUUCCUUCAGAUGAUUUUUUGUCUUUUCCUCAGUGAUCCAAAAUCCAGCAAUAACUUCCUCAACAAUCCAUAUUCAGUAGUUUUGGUUGAUAAGCUGUGUACAGUUUCCUUCUUCCAGUGCUGUGUUGUACUGUAUAUACACGACAUCAGUAGUUCCCUGCUGUUGUUUUUCUGUUAAUAACAGUUUUUUUCAGUUUUUUUUAGCCUUUUUGUGGAUUUAAUUUUUUAUCUUUUGAAACAUGCCCAUUUGUAGAAGAGGCUGAAUCACAAAAGGAAAAACCAAAGCUGGCCAGGUGUAUAAGCACCAUUUGAAAUUAGUCAAUUUACAUACUUGAAGAAGAAGAAAAAGAGAGAUGCCAAUGCACAAGACAGGUUUCAUGAAUAUUUCCUAAUAUUUAGGAGUGUAAAGAGACAAUGUCUUAUUAGUGACAUACUAGUGACAUGGUGGGAUCACCGACGAAACAGCAGGAAGGAGAACUUCUUUAGGGUCGGUUUUGAAUUCAAAAAAGACAUUGCUCUAAAUUAUAAAAAAAUUAUGAAAACCUAAUGCAACGUGUCCUUCCCUGUGCCUGCGUACAGCUGUAAAUGAUGCUGGAAAGUAAAUAAAAUACAACUGGAUGGUUAUUUUUAA